AUGCCUCCACAUCAACCCGCCGCCGAGCCGCAAUGGCCUCCCCGAUCUCCUCACGAAGCCCUCAUAAGCACCCCCGGCGGUCGCGAAAAACUACGUCGGAUGGCCGAGCGGACCUCACCCUCGCCGUCGCCCUUGCGAAAAUCGAGAGCGAUGAAUAGUACAAGAACCUUAUCGAAUGCCUUAUCGCUGGGGAACGAGAUUGAUGACGAAGGGGACGAAGACGAGGAGACUCUUCAGCUUAAAUUACAGGAGAUCCAGGCUCGGUUAAAGCUGAAGAAACUACAAAGGGAUAAGUCGCAGGCCCGGUCGUCGGCAAGCGGGAGCACGGCGACGACGUCGAGCCUGGGUUCGGCGCCACCACUCGCGAAGGGCGAUGCACCGGGGACCAAGGCAGGGCCGAAACCAGGCGACACCGAUCAGCGACCAUCCGUACCCACCGUUAUACCUGCCUCUCCAGUUCGCAGAGUCCAGCCGCCAUCCGCGCAAACAUCACCGAGCCGAGUACUCUUAGGUAUCGACAAGGGUCUCAGGGCGAAGGAUGUUUCGUUGAAGCGGGCGCCGAGCUUGCGACGGCCUACCGAAAAUCAAGCGGCUGGGAAUAAAUAUCUGAGAACCUCGAAGACGAACCAUCACGACUCUUCACAGUCUUCCGUUGAAGCGCCUCGUCCUAUGAGCUUUAAUGAAAGACUUGCUGCUGCAAGAGGAGAGGAGGAAGAACGCCGGGAACGUCAGGAGAGGAUAAGGAAUAUUCGGACGAACGCUUUCGGGAUAUCGAAAGACGAAAUGGACAAGUACAAGUCGGCCGCAGUGAGCAUUCCCGACGAGGAAUUACGUCCCCCGGAGUUCUCGCGCACCGAUAUCUUAGGUGCACAGUCUAACCUGGCCGGAGGCUUGAGGAGAAGCAACACUACAUCAGGCGUCUCUUCACAGAGAGAGCAACAACUACAGUCUGGAGUGGCUAACGAGAACAUGGCUGGAAACAAGCCAGAAGAACCCAAAGAAUCCGAAAGCGCCUCGUUCGAAGUGUAUUCGUCCUUUCACCUCUCCAAACGAAUUGUACCCCACCCAACUCUCGCGCGGCACCUCAAAGGGAAGGCGAUGUUUGGGAUUAAGGACUUACUGAAGCAGGUCAAGUCUCCCGAUUAUGAGCUGCCGGAUCUCGAAGAGGAUAUUGUCGUCUUCGCAAUAGUUGCUAGCAAAUCGGAACCUCGAUCCCACAAAGCCCCGGAAAAUGGUGGAACGAAGAACCCCGAGCGGACGAAAUACAUGGUCGUCACAGUCGUCGAUCUCCAAUGGGAACUUGAGCUAUUCCUAUUCAACUCGGGAUUUACUCGGUUCUGGAAAAUCCCUGAAGGAACCGUGAUUGCCAUACUAAACCCCACCAUCAUGCCACCGCCCGCGUCCCGAGCGCAUUCGGGCAAAUUCAGUCUCGUCAUCAACUCGGACGCCGACACGAUUAUCGAGAUCGGAACAGCGAGGGACUUGGGCUUUUGCAAAUCUAUGAAGAAGGACGGAAAGCUCUGCAACUCGUGGGUGAAUAAGAAGCGGACGGAAUUCUGCGAGUUUCACUCCAACGAGAUUGUAAGGAAGGCUCGCUCGACGAGGAUCGAGCUUAACCAGAUGGGCUUUGGGAGCGAGUACAGGAAGAAACCGACGGCUAGGAAGAAUUUCGAUCCGAUGGCGAUGUCGAACGGGCGUGGAGCGUACGAUCGCGAGACGCACAGUCAUUGGUAUGCGACCAAGUCGAUGAGCGCAGCGGAUCUUAUCGAUGGCGCGGCGGAUAGGAAGGAGCGCGAGGAGGCGUUGAAGCGUAGGCUGAUCGCUAGGGAGAAGGAACAGCAGAUUAUGAAGGCGCUUAGCAAGACCGGGAGUGGGACGGGCCAGGAAUACAUGCGCACCGCGGGACGUAAGGCUGGAGCUAUAUCGUCGUCAUCGGCGGCGACCUCGGCGUGCUCGACCCAACAAUCCGCACAAGAAACGAAACCCCCCGAUGCGAGAGAGCUCGGCCUCCUCGCGCCAAAGGGCGCCGAGACGUCCAUACGGCUAAGCCCCAUAAAACGGAAGCGGACAGAUAGUUCCCUGUCCUCGCGAUCAGGUGGUGGGACUGUGUCGGCGCUCGGGUGGGGUACUUCGUUAAAGGACAAGCUGGCGCGGAUGAAGGAAGGCGAGAAGCUCGUGCGGGAAGAGCCGCAAUCCCCCGUGAAGAAGAAGACGCGUUUCAUCACGGAGAAGGGGAUACGCGAGGCGGGGAGGGAGAGUCUCGGGGAGGAGCUGAUGAGUCGGCAGGUGGUCUUGGAUGAUGAUGACGAUGACGAGUUGGUGAUCCUUAGGUGA
Scedosporium apiospermum is the source of this 2334-nucleotide messenger RNA. Its product is annotated as Cell division cycle protein. NCBI's taxonomy places the organism in Eukaryota, Fungi, Ascomycota, Sordariomycetes, Microascales, Microascaceae. Gene Ontology annotation, biological process: DNA replication; DNA replication initiation. Gene Ontology annotation, cellular component: replication fork protection complex; nucleus. Gene Ontology annotation, molecular function: DNA replication origin binding; single-stranded DNA binding. The coding region runs from base 1 to 2334 and encodes 777 amino acids. The record is from RefSeq and is a predicted model, not a curated record. The transcript has 2 exons.